Messenger RNA from Cryptomeria japonica (Japanese cedar), 2867 nucleotides. RefSeq names its product exocyst complex component EXO70B1. The record is from RefSeq and is a predicted model, not a curated record. Gene Ontology annotation, molecular function: phosphatidylinositol-4,5-bisphosphate binding. Lineage: Eukaryota; Viridiplantae; Streptophyta; Pinopsida; Cupressales; Cupressaceae. The transcript has 2 exons. Gene Ontology annotation, biological process: exocytosis. Gene Ontology annotation, cellular component: exocyst. Bases 438 to 2486 code for a protein of 682 amino acids.
ACGUUAACAAUACUUAGCGUAAGGGAGUGGAUUGACGGUCCAAUUAGCUACCGGCUUACUGGUCCGGUCAAUAAAAACAGCGAGAAAGAGAAAAUAUGAAGGCCCAUAAGUUUGACAAAAAAACAACCACCGACGAUAUAUACGUAUUCAUUUUUCUAGGGAGUAGCGGAAGUUAAUACAGACAUUCUAAACAAAGCGCGGAUUUUGAGCCUGUAGGUAUUCUUCAUUCCCCCAAUCAAACAAACAGAGAGUUCUGUGCGAUGUAAUUUCAUCUCAGCUGGAUCGCACAGCAACAGCAACAGACCAGACCAUGCGAGCUAAAGACAGACAGAAAGUGGAAGAGCAGAGCAGUGCAGUGCAGUGUGGUGUAGUGUAGUGUAGUUCCAGGUGGCAGGCAAUCAAAGGAAAGGAGAGGAGAGGAAAAGGGUGUGAUUUUGAUGGAGUCUGAAGUGGAUGGGGAGGAACGGGUGAUCGCGACGGCCGAGCAGAUCGUGAUGAGGUUGGGCACCACUCAUGGCAUGACCCAAGACAUGCUCAACAUCCUUUCAACCUUCGACCACCGCUUCUCCAACAUCACCGACCGCCUGGAAGCGCACCUCGAAGACCGCCUCCUCUCCGCCCAACAGGUGCUCCUCCGAUGGGACGCCCCCAAUUCCGCCGCUUCGUCCCGCCACCAGCAGGGGGGGGCUAACCAGGAGAUGAUCUGGGACGGGCCAGCUGACGAGGGCCGGGCUUAUCUGGGCGCUGUUGAUGAAAUCCAUAACCUGAUGAACGCGUUCCAUGUGACCGAUGGUGAUAAGCCCAAUGACACCCUGGAGCGCGCGCAGAGCGUGCACUCGGUCGCCAUGGGGCGGCUCUCCCAAGAAUUCCGCCAUGCCCUGCUCAAUCACAAGGAGCCCCUUCAGCCUCACCGGUUCUCUGUUCCUCCUAAAAGGGUUUCCUUUUCCUUUGCCUCCCUCACUGAUGACCGGGAGCACGGGCCUGAUGAUGAGGAAGAAAUUGAGAAGGGGGGUGAAGAUUACAGCGGCGUGGUCGCCAGCGACAGCGACAGCUUCAGCAAUGAUGGACGGCUUCAUUUGAUCACGGACCUCAAGGAAAUCGCAAAGCGGCUGGUUGCAGGUAAUCGUGAGCAGGAGUGUUACCAGAUUUAUUCCAGUGCUAGGCGUACCAUCCUUGAUGAAAACCUAAUUACCUUAGGUGUUGAGAAGCUGAGCAUCGAGGAAAUUCAGAAAAUCGUGUGGGAUCAAUUAGAGGAUAAAAUAAAGAAGUGGGUCCGAGCAAUCAAAGUUGCAGUUAGGGUUUUGUUUGCCAGAGAAAAAGACAUGUGUAAUCAGAUCUUUGAAGAUAUGGAUUCUUCUGCCAAAGAAUUCGUUUUUUCUGAAACAUGCAGGGCUCCUAUGAUGCGGCUUCUGAGUUUCAGUGAGGCUGUGGCUCUAAGUCGACGGUCACCCGAAAAACUCUUUCGGAUUCUGGACAUGUAUGAGACCCUCUCUGAUAUGAUGCUUGAUAUCAAUGAUAUUUUUUGUGAGGAGGAGUCCAUUAGGGAGGAGGCCUCGGGGAUUCUGGUCAAAUUGGGUGAAGCAGCCAGAUCUACAUUUAAGGAGUUUGCCAAUGCAAUUCAGAGGGAGACCUCUAGAAAACCUAUCCCUGGAGGUGCAAUUCAUCCUGUGACUCGUUAUGUUAUGAACUACAUUAAAUUUCUGUUUGAUUACACAGAUACAUUAAAAUUGCUUUUUGUGUGUAAAAAGGAACAGACCAGUAGUCCUUCUAGGAAAUCCUUGUCUGCUGAGCCUGGAGGAGAUAAUAAGGGGCUAACAGGAGGCUUAGGAUUUUUAGAGGAUUGUCAAUAUAACGAGGAUCCAGCAGCCAUGAAUCUCUCUCCUCUGGUUCAGCAGUUGUUUUUAAUUCUAGAGUUUCUGAAAUGUAACCUUGAUGGCAAGUCUAAGUUGUACAAGGACUCUGCACUCACAUAUCUUUUCUUGAUGAACAAUGUCCGCUACAUUGUUCAGAAAGUCAGGGGCUCUGAGCUCAUAACACAUCUGGGUGAUGAUUGGGUCAGGAAACACAGUGGUCAGGUCAGGCAGUAUGCAACAAAUUAUCAGCGAGCUACCUGGAACAAGGUUUUGUCCUGCCUCAAAGAUGAAGGGAUACAAUUCACUGGCACGUAUUCUGGAAGUGCAUCAAAGGGGGCACUCAAAGAGAGGUUCAAGAGAUUCAAUACCAGCUUUGAAGAGGUUUAUAAGACUCAAACAAAUUGGACAGUCCCUGAUCCUCAGCUUCGCGAGGAGCUGCGAAUUUCCAUUACUGAGAAACUUCUACCAGCUUAUCGAUCCUUUGUGGGUCGAUUUGGGAUUUAUUUAGAAGGUGAGAGACAUGUAGAAAGGUAUCUUAAAUAUACACCCGAAGAAUUGGAAAAUUAUCUUUUAGAUUUAUUUGAGGGAUUGCCAGGGCCAAUGAGCAGCCAGCGUACCAAAUCCCUUCCAUAGUAUUUUACUGAUUGUCGAAUAUGUGAUCCUGUGCCAUGCUUUGGAUUCCUCUGUUUGUCUGAGGACAGAUUGGUGCUUCCAAUUACCUUUCCAGCUAUCUUCAUGGACAAGCCUGAAGAAACAUUUCUUUCCUUUGCUCAUGACUUUGUUGCUGUAAUCAAUCUGUAUUGUUUGUAUUUACACAGUGAUAUGGAGGAAAGGGGUUUCCUUAGAUAUUCCAACACAAUGGCCGGUGGUGUAUUAUACUGUAUCUGUAGAAAGCUCCUUUAUUUUGUUGUUUAUCCCUCAAUUGUUAAUGAGUCUUUUGCAAUUCCAUCUUCCACUUGAGAAGUAUGUGUACAUGAUAUUUUUGUUUGAAAUAAAACAUUUCCAAUAUUAUUU